Molecule: messenger RNA, 6954 nt
Organism: Capsaspora owczarzaki ATCC 30864
Lineage: Eukaryota; Filasterea; Ministeriida; Capsasporidae
Exons: 7
Coding region: 1-6954 (2317 amino acids)
Biological process (GO): regulatory ncRNA-mediated heterochromatin formation
Cellular component (GO): nuclear RNA-directed RNA polymerase complex; nucleus
Molecular function (GO): zinc ion binding; helicase activity
Source: RefSeq, a predicted model, not a curated record
AUGUCGUCUACCGGCGGUCGUGGACGCGGCUCGGGUGGCGCUCGAAUCCCGAACGGCGCAUCUUCUUCGUCAUCUGAGCGCCCUCGCAGCGCCGGCGCGCAUCGUCCAGGCGGCAGCGACCGUGGCCGUGGUGCAGCUGCUGCAUCGCAAGCUGGACGUGGAGCUGGACACCAUGGUGGCGCCAACAGCGGCGGCAGCCAUCGUGGCCGCGGCGGCAGCCAUCAAGACCCGUCGUUUCGUGGUCGUGGUGGCGGUCGUGGAGGCUUUGACCACGGCCAUCAUCGCGGCGGCGGUGCCGAUCGUGGCAGCCGUAGUGGUGGUGGUGGUGGUGGUGGUCGUGGUGAGCAUCAUCACCAUGGCCCCGCACCUCCGCUCUCGACCGAGCGCAAGCUGGCGUUUGGAGUUGCCAUCAAGACCAAUGACCUCAGCAGAUUGCUUCAAAGUAACGUCUCCAUGUCCAUGUUCUCGUUGCGCGUCUUGGCGCUGUGGACUGUGCCCAGCAGCCAAGCGGAGCUGUGGCACAGUUUGACGUCCGCCGGCGAGAACUGCACGCCUGGUGUGGACGUUAUGGUCAAAAUUUUGAAGCACCCGAACGCGAGCAUUGUCGUCCAGAACGCCUUUACACCGACAAGCGACCUGGACAUGUACCUGCUGAAUCAACCGUAUCUCAGCCACAACUCCAAGACCAUCUCCUUCCAAUUGAUCGUGCUGCCGCUCCUGAAAGUCCUCGGCUCCGAAGCGUUUACUUACGCCACCCAGCGCCACGAGUUGAUUGACAAGCUGUACGACGGAGAGCUGAGAACUUUCUGGCUGGAUCAGCUGCCGCGCCUCCUGGAGCGCCUGGCAAAGCUGGACCGUGCUACGCCUGGCCUGACCAUCGUCGAUCCUUCGGGCCCGCACUCUGCAACGGACGCUCGGUUGCCCGCACUGCGUAACGGCCAGCUGGUAGGCGGUCUUCGUCCAGAGACUGUCACAAACGAGGGCGACUCGCCGUUUGGCGUCCAGAACAUUCCCGUGUUUGAUCCGGAGAACAGUAUUCUCGAUGUCUAUCUUCCAGUGCUCACGUUCCUGUACGAGGUCCUGGCCUACAAGAAGAAUGAGGUUGUCGACCGAGAAGAUGCGAUUGUAUCCAGCAUCCGGGCGGAUUUGUGUGAGAAUGCUCGGGCACUUGCGCUGGGCCAACUUGGCACUCUGUAUCCCCAAUCGGCCGACAAGGUCAUUCAGGCUGUCGAGCAGCUACAGGACCUCAUCGACGCUCAGCUGCAGCACAAGCUUCGCAGCCAAUCUGGCCCGGAGCCCACUGCCGCGAAAUCCGUCAAUGCAAAGGAGCACUCGCGCGCUGCUGUGCAAGAUGACCGCGCCGCGCAGGACUUCCCAGGCACCCUGUCCCGUUUUGGUCCGCGACAUGGCAACGAUCACGCAGACAUCCAAGACAUUUCUGUGGUGCCAACGCUGGAUGAACUGCUUUGCCCACGCGCACCGUACCUCCCUCGCAACGCCGACAACGCGAUGCACCACUUGCACGAUGCAAACCCGGCCAUCCGACACUUGGACACGCAUUUCCGCCUCAUGCGCGAAAACAUGCUCUCCCCCGUCCGCGACGCUCUCAUAUCCUUCCUCACGUUCCUGACCGCCCAAGGGCAGGCAAACGCUGCUCUUGAUGUUGCUGUCGCGCAUCCAGCCGAGCUUUGGCGCCGUGCCGGUCUGGCUUUGCGCUCUCUCGCUCAAAGCAACAGAAUGCGUUGGCGUUCCAACGACGCAAUUCAACGUGCGAGCGAUCAGGCCGUGAAUUGGGUGCGCCAGCUGCUGACACAGGGCUUUUUCCAAGUUGGCGCGGAGAUUGCUCUUGAAGCUCGUGCGCGACACGCGCCAGAUCCCGACGAUCGGCUCGACGGUUUGCUCGACGGUUUGCUGGCAGAAGAAUUUCGGGGAAUGGCUCUGAAUCCUGCCGCUCAAGUCGCCGGUGGCCGAGCCAACGCUGAUGGGAACGCACGACGCGCAGCGGCCGCCCCGGCGCCAGACGUCCCCAGAAACGGCGACGGCCCCACGCAAGUCGAACUAGACGAAGGCUCAGACUUGCUUGUCUAUUACGAUCCCGUUGCUAUCGACCUUGACUACAUCCCCAGGUCCGGCGUUGUCCUCGUGGUUGAAGUGACCAUCCCGGGCCUCGUGAAUUUGAACUCGUUCAAAGAACGCGAUGCUUUCUGGGACCAAACCUCCAGUCUCAAAACGAACACAUUGCAACAACAACAACAACAACAACAACAACAACAACAACAACAACAACAACAACAACAACAACAACAACAACAACAACAACAACAACAACAACAACAACAACAACAACAACAACAACAACAACAACAACAACAACAACAACAACAACAACAACAACAACAACAACAACAACAACAACAACAACAACAACAACAACAACAACAACAACAACAACAACAAUCCCCUGCACAUCCAACGACCGGACGAGACGCAAAUGCAACUCUUCUUUGGUCAUGGAGACUUGGCCUCAAGAUCGAGCCAGCGGACGCGGCAGUUGAGCUUCUCGACAGGCUUCGCACGCCAGUGGCAAGCUCGGGCUUGUUUUCCGUGCUUGUGGAAGUGACUGGCGGCUACUUUGCUGCCUACGAGCCAACACUGAAUGCGUUGAAGCAACACGACCCGCAUCGUCUGCCGUUCAAGGAGGAGAUUACCAAGGGCGACUCUGAGGCGUAUCCGCCAGCGUACAUUGACGCAACCACGACUUAUGACUUGUCCCGGAUCUUGACCAAGCCCGAUCAGGCGCCAGGCGUGUUGUGUCGGGUCCCCAUGGACUAUCCUGACGCCUUUCCUGUUGCAGAGUUGGUGCGGAACUCUACCUUCGACGAGAAUCAAGCCAUGGCUCUCAAGACGGCACUCACUCGACGCCUUGCGAUUAUUGAGGGCUCGCCGGGCUGCGGCAAGACUUGGGUUGGUGCGCGAAUAGCUGAGGUGUUACUGGCAAACCGAUCGGCAUGGACAACCGAGCACGGCAACCGCCCGAUUGUCGUCGUCUGCCAAACCAACCACGCCUUGGACAGCUUCCUGCUUGAUUUGUAUCACAAGGCCGGUAUCACGUCGAUUGAGCGGAUUGGCUCUCGAUCCGAGCACAAAGAAUUGUUUGACACGCUUCGGCCGCAAGCACGCAAUGACGCACGACGACUUGGGAAAAAUUUCGGAGACGCGCUGAGGGCAGGCGAGAUCUGCUGGGAGAGCUUGAACCGCGUGCUUGAUGCCUACCAGACUCCUCCGUCUUUGAAUGGGCUGCUCGAUACCCUCAAGACGAUCAAUCCGUUGGCGGCCGCCCGGAUUCGUGGCAUUGACUCUGACGGGUUUCAGAGAGCCACCAAAAACAAGUGGCUCAACGCUACCGGCAUCCGACGAGGGUUUGACUCGAACGAGCCCGUCAUGAGCCGGGAGGCGCUCCGUGAUUUGCUUGCACGACAGCCAGAUCCUUGGCGAUGGCAGCACUAUCAGCGAAUCGCCUUGGUCGCCCUCAUCGUCGCGGAAUGGCGCAAAGACAUGCGCGCAAAGCUUAUUGCUAGAAUGAGCGAGCUGGAAGAGUGCGCUGCGCGUUUUCGCGAAGCACAAAAUUCACGCAACCUGUCGAGCAUGGUCAAGGCGGAUGUGAUUGGCGCGACCACCACUGGUCUGGCAGCGCGACUGGACUUGUUUGCAAAGCUCGCCUCUCCGAUUUUGAUCAUCGAGGAAUCGUCCGAAAUCGUCGAGUCGCAUGUGCUUGGUGUGCUGUCCCGGAGUGUUCAGCACCUCAUCAUGAUUGGCGACCACAAGCAGCUCCGGCCACACGUCGAAACGUACCGCUUGUCGAUUGAAAAUCAUCGCCAUGCCCUCGACCUUGACGUUUCGCUGCCCGAGCGCCUCAUCAAGACCGGCUUGCCUUACUGGACCCUCUCGACGCAACGCCGGAUGAGGCCGGCCUUUGCUGACAUUUUGCGACUCAUCAAUCGUUACCCAACGCUGAAAGACCAUCCCACGACGCAUGCGUACCCUGCGCUGCGCGGCACCUCGGAUUGCAACCGAUUCAUUUCGCACAACUUCCCCGAAGGCGAGCAAGCCCAGAUGACCUCGCGAUCGCACUUCAACGAGCAAGAGGCCGCCAUGGUUGUCGACUUGGUACGCUACUUUGCGCAGCAGGGCUAUGGCGAUCGCGCUGACGGCACUGGAAUUGCCGUGGUCACUCUCUACACGGGUCAGCUGAAGCGCAUCCGAGAGAAGCUGCAAGCGGCCAAGCUCGUUCGUUUGAAGGUCGACGAACGCGACGAGGAGCUGCUUGCCAAGGAAGCCGACGAAGCAAAUCCCAACCUCGAUUCGCCUCAAGUCACCGCCCGGGUCGAGUCGCUUCGGUCGUUCGCACGCAUUGCCACCAUUGACAACUUCCAAGGCGAAGAAGCGGACAUUGUCAUCAUCAGCACAGUCCGCAACGCGCAGGCAAGAGGCAAGCAGAAGAUUGGCUUUUUGAAGUCUGAAAACCGCACAACGGUGCUGCUGUCUCGCGCGCGGCAGGGCCAGUUCAUUCUCGGCAACGCAAUGCUCCUUGCUAGCAAUUCGUCCAUGUGGCGAAAUGCGCUCGACGUUAUGUUUCAACGUGAGCAGAUCGGCGACUCGUUCCGCGUCAAAUGCGACGUCCACGGCGAGAUUGGUAUCGCAGCCAAGCCCGGGGAUCUGCCGGCACUUGCACCUGAUGGAGGCUGCAACCGGCCUUGCGCGAUUCGCCUGCCAUGUGGACAUCCUUGCGAGCUCAAGUGCCACCCAAACACGCCUGGUCGCCACGAAACUGACCGCUGCAUGCGUCCGUGCCAACGAACCGCCCCUUGCGGCCAUCCAUGUGGCGGCAAGUGCCACGAGUCAUGCGAAAAGCUUGCGUGCGCAAUCCCGCUGGGCCUGCCGAUGCGCCUUGCCUGCGGCCAUGUUGUCGCGACCAAGGAGGUCAUUGCCGCGCUGCGCCAAAAUGAAGCAACGCACACCCCAGCAGGAUACGUUCGUGUCCGUUCGGCGGAAGAUGUGCGAGUACCUAACCCCGUCCCUCUGGGCGAAUUGAAUUGCGUUAAUCGCUUGAGCUGCAAAGAUGUCCGCACCACAUCCGAACUAUGCCCCGUGAGCAUGGAAUGGCGCGGCAAGUGCAGCCACGCACCGAAAAUGGUACUCUGCAAGGACUUUGCAACCGCAGAAUGCACCGAGAUUUGCGGGCAGCAGCUGCAGGGUUGCUUGCACCCUUGCGAGUCAAACUGCUGUGGGACGCGCCCUCAUCCUCCGUGCUCCUUCCGAUGCAAGCGGACCCAGCCAUGCGGGCACGAAUGCGGCGGCACCUGCCAUCCUGCAAGCAAUUGCCCGGCAUGUACCAAGCCCUGCGAGCGGCAUUGUGAACACUCUUGCUGCAGCAAGGACUGCGGCGAUGCUUGCUCUCUUUGCGUGGAGCGGUGCACUUGGUCUUGUCCGCACGGCGACCCAUGUAUUAUGCCAUGCGACGCACCUUGCAGCAAACUUCCAUGCGACAAGCGCUGCGAGCGUCAACUCGAUUGUGGCCACCAGUGUCCCGGCGUUUGUGGCGAGAGCUGUCCAGAGCCCGAGGAAUGGUGUCUCGAGUGCUUGAAGCAGGCAACACAGCUCCGGCCGCACAGCGGCCUGCGUCGCCCGAAUGCCCAGCAACCAGACGCUGCCUCAGAGUCAGUGUUGAAGACAUGGAACUUGGAUGCUGUCGUUGACCUUUCCGAGAUGAAAAAGGCUUGCGAGAUCGACCCGACGGAGGAUCCGCUGAUUUUCCUGGGUUGCGGCCAUGCGUUUGCCAUGUCGACGAUGGAUGGUAUUACCAGCUUGCGCGAAUUCUACAAGCACAAUGGGCAGCAAUGGCACGAUGUUCGGGUGCUCCCAAGUCGCUCUGAACGCACGAUGCCAAAAUGCCCCACCUGUCGCAGUCUCAUCACCAAGGACAAGCGCAUCUACCGCUACGGGCGUGUGACUGGUGCGCUCCGUCUGGACUCCACAGAGCUGCUGCAUCUCCAGCAGUCCCGGCGACUCAGUGCUGCACUUGCCUCGGUGGUGCAGGCAUCGCCGGUGGAGCGUAUCAAGCUUCAGCAGGACAUCAGCUCGGCUUUCGACCAGCUGCCUGGAUGGCGAGCUGCGAGCCAGCACGAGCUGCUGUUUGCGCGCUUCUGGUGCAUCCAUCGGGCGUACUUUUUGGCAACCUACGAUCCUCUGUCCAGGAUUAGUCAAGCCAUCGCUUCGGCAAUCUCGCGCGCGGGAUCUGCCAAUCCCGCAAUCAUGCCCACCAUGCGUGCCGAGCAGGCGCAUCAAAAUGAGCUCGCCCGUCGUCCAACUGCCGACGUGUCGUCGCGGGUGCGUGCCUGCGCUCUCCUGUGCGACCUAUCGCGAUACUUCACCGCCGAGACGGUCUAUUCAAGCUCAGUUUGGCAGGUCAUUGACGACACUGUUCGCCGCGGCUUAAAGCUUGCUCAGGAUGGUCAACUGUGGCCGCUCCUGCUCAGUCUGCAGACGGCCUACUUGAAUCUGCUGUUGAGUCGAACACGAGGGCCUGACCAAGUCGAGGGGCUGUUUCAAACGCAAGUUCCAGAUCUUCAGCGUCUGCUGGCGUCGCACCAGUUCCAGCCGGGCGAAGUACAGGAUGCCAAAGCUCUGAUCGAGAAGGUCAACCUGUUGCGCGACCCGACUACUGCUUUGCUGCACAAGAACAACCUGACUUUGAAGGAAUUCAAGGAAAUUGCUGCAGCAACAAAUCUUUCGACCAACGGUCACUGGUAUACAUGCCCGAACGGCCACCCGUACGUUGUUGGAGAGUGUGGAGGACCUAUGGCCAUGGCCGUUUGUCCAGAGUGUCAAGCGCCGAUCGGUGGCAGUAAUCACAUCAGUGCUGCGGGCAACCAUGGUCUCCAUCUAAACCUUUAA